This is a messenger RNA of Seminavis robusta, 624 nucleotides long. The record is from the annotation of a GenBank genome assembly. Lineage: Eukaryota; Bacillariophyta; Bacillariophyceae; Naviculales; Naviculaceae.
AUGUGGAUUCGAUUCACCAACUUUGACAUGAAGUAUUUUGAAAGCCUUGUGAACCUGCAAGACUUGAGUCUUGACAUUAGCGACAACAAACUGUGCUCAGACAAUGGAGAACAUUCAGUGGGUGGGUUGGCUUCACUCUCAGAAUUAUCAAAACUGGAGUCGCUUUCCAUGCUAUUCUAUGGCUGCUUUGAUUGCUGCUCAGAGCUCCCCUUUCUUGAUGAGCUGGGCUCACUGCCCAAAAUACGGCAGUUGGAAUUGGACAUUGGGGCUUCUCGCUUCUCUAAGCUUUCUUCGCUGGACAACCUUGCCAUCACACUCCUGAGAUUGAGAGGCUUGGAACGUCUGAAGGUUUGGGCUCAGAAUUGCUCAGAAUUGGCAGAUUCAUCCUUUCUGUCAUUUUGCAAGGUUCUAGAAGAAUGUGAAAACAAGUCUUGUCAGUUGGAUCUUGAAUUCAUGUUGCGUGACAAUCGUGAGGCAGCAACCUACAGAUCAGUCUUUCCAAGGUCUACCAGUAUAUACCCAUCCACUAAUGCAAGGAGAGGGGAAAGACGAGAACAUGAAGUGCCCAGGGAUUACCGAGGCACAAUUGCCGACCUGAUUGUGCAUGGACCCACGAUUGGCUGA